Messenger RNA from Myotis lucifugus (little brown bat), 2820 nucleotides. Its product is annotated as metastasis suppressor protein 1-like. Lineage: Eukaryota; Metazoa; Chordata; Mammalia; Chiroptera; Vespertilionidae. The coding region runs from base 818 to 1141 and encodes 107 amino acids. The transcript is spliced from 4 exons. Gene Ontology annotation, molecular function: phospholipid binding; actin binding. Gene Ontology annotation, biological process: plasma membrane organization; positive regulation of actin filament bundle assembly; adherens junction maintenance. The record is from RefSeq and is a predicted model, not a curated record. Gene Ontology annotation, cellular component: cytoplasmic side of plasma membrane; actin cytoskeleton.
GUGCACCCUCCGUUCCGGGCGCUCGCAGCCAUUGUGGGGUGGGCGUUCCCCUCGCCUCGUGCUGACACGCCCUCUCCGCGCUGCGACCGGCGGCCAGGGCAGAAGGUGCCCUGUGCGUGCUCGGAGGGGGAGGCUCCCGCCGGGCUCGGAUCCUCGCUGCACCGCCUGCCGGCGCCUCUCCGCUGCCCGCGCCCCACGCGCCUCCCGGGCACGCGCUCCCAGCCCCGCGCGCGCGCACGCGCCCUCCCGCACCCCCGCGGCGGACGCACGGCCACGAGCGCGCGUGCGCCUCUCGGAACGUCCGCGGGAGCCGAGCCAGAGCGAGCGCAGGGCCGGGCGCGCAGGAGUGAAAAGGAGGCGGCGGCCGCGGCUGCGAGCAACAGAUCCGGGCGCUGCGAGCUCACCCGCUCUGCUGUUGGGCGAUUUUGUUUUUGUAAUUUCCCCCAAAUCUAUUAAUUUGGAAAACCUUGCAUUUUUUAAUGGCGCUGGCCCUGGGUCAGCGGGCGCUUUUCUCUGCCUCAAGAUGGGUUUUGCCGUUUCCGUCGUGGGCACCCGUGGUGGUCUGAUUGUCAGCCUUCUCCGGGCAUUUUUAAGGCCAGGAGCCGAGCGCUGCAUGUAGGCAAAUCACCCUACGGAGCGGUUUGGCUUUUGAAAUUAUUGUUAUUAUUUUGGGCAGAGAACAGUCGACCUCGGGCACUCGGUCCUCUUUGCUGGAGAGGCUGCGAGUGUGAAAUUCCUCCCGGGGUGAGCCAGCCCGGUCCCGCUCACAGUCCAGGCGGCCCAGCGUGUGCGUCCUGUCCCCGCCGGCGCCGGGAAAAUGGAGGCUGUGAUUGAGAAGGAAUGCAGCGCGCUCGGAGGCCUCUUCCAGACCAUCAUCAGCGACAUGAAGGGGAGCUACCCAGUUUGGGAAGAUUUCAUAAACAAAGCGGGGAAACUGCAGUCCCAGCUUCGGACAACAGUAGUAGCGGCAGCUGCCUUCUUGGACGCCUUUCAGAAAGUGGCCGACAUGGCUACCAACACACGUGCUGGCUAUACGUUUCUCUGCGCCUUGGAGGACAAUCACACUCAUGCUAAUAUAUCCUUGUUGUCAGUCACUGCAAUUGGAAGGAAGAGGGAAGAAAGAAGAUGGAUUCACCGGUGAGCCAGAGCUUUUGUGUAACACGCAGGACCAAUGCUUUCCGAAUUCUCUCCCGCUGGCUGUUUUUCUUUUUAUCCCGACUCUGUUCUCUCCGUGCUCGUGGGUAAAACCAGAAUUCUUUCAUCUUCAGUAGGGAAACCUCUGGUGCAGGAUACAGCUUUUGAUUCACUAUUUGGGCCAUUUGAGCCAAGCAGGUUACUAAACGGAAGGGUGUUUAGAGUUCUGCCACCAGACCAGCUGUAAAUCGGUCCGUCUACCCAUCCAUCUCUAGAGCUUUCGACUUCGAAGCGUGUUGCCAGGCAUUGUGGGAGGAAGGUAACGUGGCCAAGAAACUCAAGUUUAUUGAGCAGUUCUGUGUUCUUAGGCCGGGGCUAAGGGCAGCAGCUGCAUAAGGAACACUGUGUUAACCAUUCAUUUCCAGGACUUGCCAAGGUCAUAGUUAUUUGGAGCCAUGUGUGUUGGGUCUCACCUUUUCUUCUGCUCUCACACCACUCUGCUUUCUGAUAGAACACUUAGUGUUUUUCCCAGGUGUGUGUGUGACAGAAGCUCUCUUAGCUGGCCGCCUGUGGGCCUGCUGGCCGGGGUGACGGUGGCUCUCUGUCCCCCUGUCCUGGGUGGGGGGCUAGGAUUGCUCUCUUGCUUGUCCCCUACCUCAUCUGCUUCGUCCAGGGGAGUGCUGUGCUGGCUGAUCAAUUGUUUCUUUUUUAUUUUUUCUCCAAAACUUUUUGCAGCUGAUGAAAUUUGAGUGUGAAGAGAAUAAGUUGUUUUUCUGAAAACUACAUUCAGUGUUUUGGAAAGACUUGAAAAAUGUUAUUAAAAUAUUCCUGUUGUUUUAGGUGUGGUUAAGAUGCAUCAGAAUAAACAAAGAGGGAGCAUGGUGGUGGUUAAAUUCUAGGAGUCUUCUCUUUGCAAGUAGUGAAAUGCUCCUGGAAGGGGCCUGAAAUUGGAUGUGGUGGGUUUGGUUUUGCUAGAAAGACCAUGGCUCUCCGGUCAGCAGAUCCAUAUCCAAAGAGGAGGCCUUGGCCCUUCAUCACAAGAUGGAGUGAAUGUUUUGAGUGAAGGUAACUUGUUUAAGGUGUAUAUAUAGUUUCUGAGUCCUCUCCUGCUCUGACUUCUUAAAAUAAUCAAACAAACAUCUCAUCCGACAGGAUGGUCGUUCUACUGAACCAGAGUGACUGCCUUUCAUAGCCUCACCUCCUGUUGCCUGGUGGGAAAUAGGUGGGAGUGAUGAACAGUGAGUAGGCUGGGGGAAGGAGUCACAAGAUCGGGGCUCUUAUUCCAGCGUGACCCCCCUACCAGCUGUGAGCCCGAAGGGAAACCACUCCGUUUCCUCAUCUGUGAAAUGGGUUGAACAGCUCCUGUCCAGCACUACAGCUGGGGAGAGCCCAGCUAGUAAACAGUUAUAUGUUUCACAUAGUAGAUGCGCAUUAAAGGUCACCUGCAUGUGAUAGGCUCAUUAUAUUGGUCUGUUUUUAUUAUGUUUAUCUGGUUUGCUAUUAUGAUUAUUAAUUAUGGGAGCAAGAAGUUUAGCAAAACUCUUGAUUAAAUUAGGCUUUCCAGAUCCCAAGUUUAUGAACGUCUAGACCAGCGGUUCUCAACCUGUGGGUCGCGACCCCUUUGGCAGUCGAACGACCCUUUCACAGGGGUCGCCUAAGACCAUCCUGCAUAUCAGAUAUUUACAU